Entrophospora candida is the source of this 781-nucleotide messenger RNA. The record is from the annotation of a GenBank genome assembly. NCBI's taxonomy places the organism in Eukaryota, Fungi, Glomeromycota, Glomeromycetes, Entrophosporales, Entrophosporaceae.
AGACCAAGUUUACAAAAUCAUCGAAAAGCUUCAUUGAUAAUAAUUGAUCCGAGUGGUUCUGGCAUACAAACAACCAAUCAAGUUCUUUUUGAAGAAUUACCUGAGAGAGCUAUUGCAAAUGAAUUAACCUUUCAAGAAUUUCAAAUAUUCAAAAAAAUUAUUCCACGUGAUCUAUUAAGACAUAUAUGGACACCACAAGGUAGUUCUCAUCGUGAAAACGGACGAGGUAUCCAAAAUGAUAUUAUCACAGGAGAAAUUAAAAAAUCGAGCAGCAAUGAUGAAAAACUUGUUCGUGAAUCCAACAACUACAAUACUUUGAUGGCAAUAAUAGCUGCCUUAAAUUCAGCACCAAUUUCACGUCUUCGUAGAACGCGCGAUUUAAUCAAAAAUAAAUCCUGUUUUAAGAAAUUUCUUAAUUUAGUGGCGCUGAUGUCUACUGAAAAAUCAUUUAAUAAUUAUCGUGCAGCAUUAAAAUCUCAAUCAUCUCGUGCUCACGAUGAACAAAUAGGAAUACCAUAUCUUGGUAUUCAUUUACAAGAUUUAUUAUCAAUAGGAGAAGGUAAUAAAAAUUAUCAAGAUGAUGGUAAAAUUCAUUGGAAUAAAUUCUCAUUGAUGGGUGAUAUUAUCAUCAUGAUGCGUAAAUUUCAAAAGUCAUCUUAUAAUCUUAAAAGUAACAAAUUUAUUGAAUACUUUAUUAACGACAUGCCAAUGUUGAGUGAUGAUGAUUUAUAUAACAAGUCAUUGGAACUUGAACCAAGGAUUCGAAGAUCAGCUAGUACAA